AAAGAGUACAUUUUAGUGAUUGCUAUGAAAUGCAGUGCAAAACGUAUUUUCGCGAAACACUAGUUAAUUGCAAAUUACUUUUAAUUAAACCGUUUUUAUGGCAAACAUAGCUCUCGAGUGCAUAUCAUAUCAAUUGAUACACAUUUUAAACAUUGAAUUAAUAUAUUUGCAAAACAAUUGACUGCAAAAAGCCAUGUAUUGAGUGAAUGAUACGAUUAAAGCCUUGAAUUGUAUUACUGUUUGACUUUUAUUGCGUUAAAUGUUUUGAUAAUAAUAACAAUAAUCGCGUCAAUCGUUGGUCUCUUUGGACUCAAUGGUAAUGUCUUUCAACACAUUAGUGGAUGUAUUGCUGCAGAGGUAUGAGGACUACGAGUUGGACGACUGUCCGUACGAAGUGUUUGUCGUCGGAGGCGUUUCGCCCGGAAAUAAAUCAGGCAAUCAUUUAAUCCUUCCUCCGGCGCUUUCGCUCAACAAAUGUCACGUAAAGAGCGCGGGCUCUGAGAAAAAGAUCCGCGAGUUGUGCGCCACUGUCGAGGAACUGGAUUUGGCCUCAAAUUGCAUUAUCGAUAUGCGAGAGAUUUACAAAAUCACGCGAUCGAUGCCUAACUUGCGAUUCAUAAACUUAAGUGAAAACGAUUUAUCCAAAUGUAAUAUCGAAAGUCUAGACGAACACCGGUUUGAAAACAUUAAGAGUCUUGUGCUGAACAAUACCCGCAUCCCGUGGUAUGCGCUCAACAUUCUGCUCGACUCUAUGCCGCGUAUCGAUGACUUACAUCUCAGUCUUAAUAAUUAUUCAUCCAUUGAGUUAAACUCGGGCCACAAAUAUCCGAACCUUAAGUACCUAUACAUUAGCGGCAAUCCAGAGCUGUCCGAUUGGGAGGACAUCAAGAAACUGAUGCGAGCCUUUCCAUGUCUUGAGGGCUUAUCGAUGGCUGAUUGCAAUAUCUCGUCCAUACCUGAAGACGCCAUUAACUAUUUGCCGAAUUUGCAAAGUCUUAAUAUAACCAAUUGGCCCAUCAUUUCGUGGCAAUGCAUCGAAAGACUCAAUUAUUUGCCAAAACUAACUCAACUUCGCUGUCAAGGACUUCAUAUUCUUAAUCAUAUUGAAGAGACAGAGAGUCGACGCCAUCAUCUAAUCGCACGAUUACCUAAUAUUCAACGCCUAAAUGGCGGUGAUAUCAGUGGAGAUGAAAGAGUUUUUGCUGAAAAGGCUUUCCUUCGGUGGUAUGUCAUCAAUGAACACAUAGAAAAGCCUCAAAAAUUUUAUGCGUUACAAUCAAUUCACGGAAGAGUGGAUCCGUUGGCAGAAUUGGAUUUCUCGCCUCCAAAGCACGCGGACGUCGAAGUGGUCUAUAAUGAAGACGAAGAGAUAGAUUUAACGAAUGAAGACAACGACAAAAUUCAGACUAAAAAUUUGAAAUUAGAUUUAAAUAAAUCGGUCGGAGAUUUCAAAUCUGAAUUAGGGUCUAUGUUCGGUGUGUCUCCCACUCGGAUGCGUGUGUUUUAUGUGGACAGCGAGAUGUCGGACCUAAUAGGGCCGGAAUUGUUGCGCUUCAAUCAAAAGAAGUUAUACACAUAUAAUGUUAGAGAUGGCGAUCAGUUCUUAAUCGAUCACAAAUGACCAAACAUUUGGUUUGCAUUUAAUUUGCAUUUUGUGUUUAAAAUAUAUUUUCAAAUCAUUCACUGAUUAUUUGCAUUAAUAUAACUACAGUAUAAAUAUUUUAUUCAAAUUUUCAUUUCAUCGCAAAUAUGUAAUCAAUAUGUAAUAUAUUGGACAAACCCGUGAAUUUGUUUUUAAAAUUUAAAUUUUAUUUUCCGUUCGACAGUAUAUAUACACAUAAAUAUAAUAUAAUUAAUUAUACAUUAAAAUAUACCGGUAUUAACCUAUUAUUUUGAGCC
This is a messenger RNA of Medioppia subpectinata, 1899 nucleotides long. NCBI's taxonomy places the organism in Eukaryota, Metazoa, Arthropoda, Arachnida, Sarcoptiformes, Oppiidae. The record is from the annotation of a GenBank genome assembly.